AUGAAGAUGGGGGAGGACGUCAGAGGAGCGCACAGCGAAGGGCCACAAAAGCUAGUCCUCUGUAUUCUCUGCGGCCUGCCCGCUGCAGGAAAGUCAACUUUCGCGCGCGCUCUCAGACACCAGCUACAGCAAGAACUAGGCUGGGCGGUGGGCGUCGUCGCCUAUGAUGACGUCAUGCCGGAAGCGGUCCUUGAGAAGGCAAGCGCACGCCCAUUGCCAUCCCAAUGGAAAUUGCUUCGCCAGGAACUGCUGAAGUACCUUGAACACUUCUUGCUGGCUGUCAUUAACGGGUGUCAGAUGUCUGCCCCAGCCAGCAGGACUGAAGCCAUGUGGAAGGAUUUUAUAACCUGCUUGAAGGAUCAAGAUCUGAUAUCUUCUGCAGCUGUUGAGGCCCAGUCUCUCUACCCCUUAACGAAGACUGCUGUGUCUAGACCUCUGCUUUUGAUUUUAGAUGACAACUUUUACUAUCAAAGUAUGAGAUAUGAAGUCUAUCAGCUGGCUCGGAAAUAUUCAUUAGGCUUUUGCCAGCUCUUUUUAGAUUGUGCUCUCGAGACCUGUCUACAGAGGAAUGCCCAGAGACCACGACCACUGCCUGCCGAGACCAUCCACCAGAUGGGAAACAAAAUAGAAAAGCCCAACCCCGAGAAAAAUGCUUGGGAACACCACAGCCUCGCAAUUCAGAGUCCAGCAUGUGCUUCAGAGGCCAGGCUGAAGCUGACUGAUUUAUUGAUUACUGCUUUGGAAAAUCCAAUAAAAUACGUGGAGGAGAAUUUGGAACAAAAAGAAACAGACAGACUUAUCUGUUCAACUAACAUUCUUCAUCAAGCUGAUCAGACCCUCCGAAGAAUUGUCUCUCAGACAAUGAAGGAAGCCAAAGAUGAACAGAUGCUUCCGUACAACUUGAAGCUUUUGGCAGAAGAACUUAACAAACUCAAAGCAGAGUUUUUGGAAGACCUAAGACAAGGAAACAGAAAAUACCUGUGCUUUCAACAAACCAUUGACUUAUCAGAUGUUAUUUCUUUUUUCCAUUAUGAGAAAGAUAACAUUGUAAGGAAGUAUUUUUCAAAGCAGCAUUAA
Budorcas taxicolor (takin) is the source of this 1077-nucleotide messenger RNA. It is a transcript of the gene PSTK, whose product is annotated as phosphoseryl-tRNA kinase. Gene Ontology annotation, molecular function: kinase activity; tRNA binding. The coding region runs from base 1 to 1077 and encodes 358 amino acids. NCBI's taxonomy places the organism in Eukaryota, Metazoa, Chordata, Mammalia, Artiodactyla, Bovidae. The transcript is spliced from 6 exons. The record is from RefSeq and is a predicted model, not a curated record.